Molecule: messenger RNA, 1615 nt
Organism: Lutzomyia longipalpis
Lineage: Eukaryota; Metazoa; Arthropoda; Insecta; Diptera; Psychodidae
Exons: 3
Coding region: 133-1524 (463 amino acids)
Source: RefSeq, a predicted model, not a curated record
UUGACCAUGCUGUAUGUGCUUCACUAUCUCCCGCGGAAAAGUAAGCUUCGGCUACCCAAAGCUAUGAAGGUAAAUUUUCUCUUCCAGUUAGUGAAGUGCCUUCAAAGUGAAAGGCUGUGUUAAUGAGGAAAAAUGGGUGUUCUUCCGGAAUUUUUUGUUAGUUUAUGUUUCUUCCAGUGUGGAGCAUGGAUGGGCUUUAUGAUCUACCUCUCUCCCUACCACUAUGAGACUGUCCUCGUAGGACCGCAGAUAUGUGGCAUGGUUAUGGCGGGCUUAGCAGGAAUAAUACUGACCUUAGUGAAGCAUAUGUACGGACGCAUACGAUUUAUUCACAUGCUCCUCAUUGGACUUGGAACGCUGAGUCUACUUGGGUCUGGCUUAGCCUUUAUCAUCGAAUAUCAGGAUCCGACAGUUGGACUGUUCUUUGGCGGCAUGGGACACGGUAUGGUCUUCGUUACAGGGCUCUGCUACAUACAUUUCCGCUCAAAGGACGACGGUUUCCGCGUGAUUCGAACGGGAUUCUGCCAUUUAGUUCAUCUCGGUGGUUUAAUGAUCUUUGUACACACAACAUCGCAAUAUGUGUAUCUUCAAACUUCUGCAAGUCGCAAUGUGGUUGUGUACAGAGCAGGAUGGAUCAUCACAGCAGGAUCAAUCGGUGCACUGGGAGCAUUGGUUCUAAAUGAAAUCCUCCACUGUAUGGGAAUGUACAACUACAAGAAGUGCCGAGAUACCUUCCUUGAGGAUGCCAACGACAUCAGUGAUCACUUCAAGUCAACUCUCGGCUUCAAUGAUCCUGAUUCAGUGACGCAACAGCCAAACAAUCGUCGACAAUUCCUCCUGAGUGUCCUUGCUCUUUGUCUCAAGAUCACCAAUAUCACCUUCAACUACCAUAUCUUCAUUUACUUCACCUUGGCCACCACUCAAUACCUUCUCACCGAACCCUAUGAAAGUCUCUUUGCGCACAUGUAUCACUAUAUUAAGUACUACUUUGGCUUAUUAGGACUAAUCAUUGGCCUUAUUGCCUCGUGCUUCCUCAGCUACAAACUAAUCUUCAUGAAAUCCCUCGGAGCAACGUUCCUCGCCAUCCUCAUUGGAGUAUCUCUCUUCACGACAGAACACACUGGCAUGGCUGGAAUUUCCUUCUGGCUCAUGUACUUCUCCCUGGGCAUUGGGCUCUUCAUCCCUGAUGUUGCCAUCAUGGAGGUGUCCAAUAUUCGUCUCACUGAACUCUUCCUCGCCAAAGGCUACAUUGUGGAGAAUACUGUACUCAACAUUAUUCUCUUCAUCUUCCAACGACAUACUUACAUGCUUUUCGGUGAAAGAACCCUUAUGGCUAUUGGAUGGAAUAGUGGUGGUCCAUUUGUUGCACUCUUCCUUCUUAUUCUCAUCCUUUUCAUUGUCUUCUGGCCACAAACUUUCCGACGAGGGCUGAUCACAAUCCAGUAUAUUGUUCUGUAUGAUCGUGAGGAUAAGCCAGCAGUUCCCGUGAAGCCCGUCACAACAGAAAUAUCAAUGCCUUCAUAGAAAAUUUUCCACCAUGUCUCUUACUUAACUACCUACCGGCUUAUUUUCAGGAUACUCAAAAAUAAAUAAAAGAGAGAAAAAAUCAAGAUCA